AUGACUCUUAUGUACUAUGUGACUCUCUCGAUGAGGGGCUACCACUGGGACUUUGACAACAUUAUAAAUGGUGAAAACGGGACCUUUUUUUCUGACAUAUCAAAACUUAAGCCAGGUGAUCUUAUUUUAAGGGCGGCAAAGGAUAAAGUUGGGAAACUAAUUUAUCAUGCUGGGGUUAACACUGAAGACAAUGAAGUCAUUCACUUUACAUCCGAUACAGACGAAGUCCAUUCAAUAUUUUCCUGGAGUGCAUCUUCAAAAGGAAAAGGCAAAAUUAGCAAAGAAAGUGUGAUGAGUUUCGUUAAUGAUCAGCCUUACUGCGUUCUCCGUUUGAAAUCUGGCAUCCCUAAAGACUUCAAGGACAGAGUAAAGAGUGCUAUGCACUCUAAACAGGAGUACCAUCUAUUCACAAACAACUGUCUACAUUUUGCCCUCAGACUACUGGGUGUGCAGCAGCAAGACAACAAUAAUUUCAUGGACAGGAAAGCAAAGAUCAUUAUUGAGGAGUACAUGGGAUCUGCUGCAUAUACCAACUUGCUAUGGAAAAAUGACAACAGUCUUUCAUCACUAAUCAUGAAUGGUGUACACCACGGGGCUGUCUCCAACAUGAUGACCCAAACAACCAGCAUUUCUGCUAUUAAGUCAUUAGCCUUAGCAGUUGCCCAACACCAUUAUUUUUGAUUUUCACUAAAUGCCUUCCAGGAAAAUGUUCUUCUAUAAAUAUAUAAACAUACAAAUAUAUCAAAUGAAAAAACAGACCCUCUGCUUUCAAACAAACAACAAGGAAAAAAAUAUUUCAUCUUCAUUUGUUCUCUUUUUAUAACCUCUCAUAUAUUGGUUUCUUCAAAAAUACCAAAUUUUGAGCAUAAAGCUGAAAUAAUUGCAUUUUGUUAGAGAUUAGAUUCACAACGAUUAUUAAAACAUAAAACGAUUAUCUAAAAUUAAUAAAAUUUUAGCUUAAGUGUUUUUUUUAUAAAUUGGGUAAGAGCGGAUUUACAGAAUAAAACUCAUCAGGAAAGCAUAAUUAGCAGGGAAAUGUUUUCUCUUAUUUGACAAGAUCGUCAAAAUAGUGUGGAAAGAGUUAAGAAUCUGUUGGUAAAAAUCUUUUAAGCUAUUCAUGAUCUAAUUUUCAGCUACAUGUGUGACUCAUCACUUCAUAGUAAAAGUCUUUGGCAGCAGAAAAGUUAAAAGUCUAUUAUCUGUUUCUUGUUGGUCAUCUUUGGUUUGCUUCGUGAGGGUAAAUAGCAAUCAUGUAUAUUUUUUCGACAAAUCACCUUUUCCAUAUUCACAUUUUUGUAUCCCUUGUCACAAUCAAUUGUUUCCUCAAUGGGUGUAUAAUGACAUGUAGGACUUCAAACAAUGUACUAAAAUCAAAGCUGAUUUUAAUCAUUGUGCAUUGGGAAAGUAUUAUAUAAGGUGUAAUGCGUUUGUAUAACACUGCAUGGAUAGAUAAGUAAUGCACAAACAAAGGCUCAAGGAGAAAUAUUUUUAUUACGUCAAUGAUCUAAGAAUCUGAUUAUUUACAUAAUAACUUUUUUUUAUUAAUUACUGCCUGAUAUUUGACUCACUGAUUUUCAAAUGUAUUUUAAAUCACCUGACAACAAACAAAAUGUUUACCAAAGUUGGAUUUUAAAUGACAUAAAUCAUUUUGUUGUUCCUGUUUUUAUUUUUUAUCAUUUUCAUAUAUGCUCAAAGAAGGUGUCACGUUGCUUUUUUCUAAAAUAAACAAAAAUCAGUAUCAUUAUUGUACAUGGCGAUACCAUAGUUUCUGUUCAUUACGAUACAUAUAACACAAAAUGAUCUCACCUGUUUCCUUUGGCAGAAAAAAUAGACUUUUUUUCAAUUUAAUGAAUGGUUAUGGUAAAAUAAGAUUUGCUUACCCCUCACAAUCUCAGUGCAAAAAAAGUUCUUUUAAAGCUCACUAAAUCAUUCCCACCUGAAGAUAAGUGACUUGUUAGCACAAAAUGUUGGAUUCGAAGGGGCUGUAAAGCAAAAGUCAGUUACAGGACACAAAUAUCUAUUGUAAUGCAUGUAAUUUAAAUACAUUUAUUAGAUUAAACAAAACUGCAUUUCAGUUGUUUUUGUUAACUGAAAAGUCAAUGACCAAUUCACCAUUGAUUGAUAAAAUAAAGAAAUCAAGCUGGCAGUUUUCUCAGAAUAAAAUCUUGGACUAAGUUUUUGAGUCACUUCUUUGAUGUUUUUAUCACCAGGAAAUUCCUUCACUAGAAUAUCUUGUUUGAUAAACUAAACUUGUAGCUUAACUGGUUUAUGAAAUGUCUUUUACAAACAAUUUUGGGAUCUAUUGGGUUUUAACUGACUUAAAUGUUAAUAAUUCUAGUUGGAUUAUUUCUAAUUAGUCUAAUAAUGGCAAAAGAUUAUUUAAAAUUGGACAUUUGCGGUUUGCCAGCUCUUAAUGCAUGUUUAGAACAUACUUUUUUUAACAACUAGUUAAAUGAAAACUAGUUAAGA
Molecule: messenger RNA, 2469 nt
Organism: Misgurnus anguillicaudatus (oriental weatherfish)
Lineage: Eukaryota; Metazoa; Chordata; Actinopteri; Cypriniformes; Cobitidae
Source: RefSeq, a predicted model, not a curated record